Molecule: messenger RNA, 690 nt
Organism: Sarcophilus harrisii (Tasmanian devil)
Lineage: Eukaryota; Metazoa; Chordata; Mammalia; Dasyuromorphia; Dasyuridae
Gene: NDUFB4
Product: NADH:ubiquinone oxidoreductase subunit B4
Exons: 3
Coding region: 16-579 (187 amino acids)
Cellular component (GO): mitochondrion
Source: RefSeq, a predicted model, not a curated record
AUAAAAGGAAGCAAGAUGGAAAGAAUUCAGAGAUCUCAUUGGCUCCAGCCCUGUCCUCUAGGAGACUCCCAAAGGCAGACGCUAAGGUCAAAGCCAGAGAAGGCUGGGACGCAUGCGCCAGGAGACGGGGCACUUCCGGCAGAAGGCGGGCCUUUCGGGACUGCGCAGGCGCCAGUGCCCAGCUGCGCUUCCAAGAUGUCUAAGUACGUCCCGUCUCGGCUGGCCUCCUUGCCCCCGACCCUCGAUCACGCCGAGUACGACACAUCGUCCGAGGUCCGGCGGGCGCAGAUCGAGCGGCUGGCCAUCCGCGCCCGCCUCAAGCGCCAGUACCUGCUGCAGUACGACAACCCUCACCGCCGAGGGAUCAUCGAAGAUCCUGCUUUGAUUCGUUGGACCUAUGCAAGAACAGCAAAUAUCUACCCGAAUUUCAGACCUACUCCCAAGACCUCAUUCUUAGGUGCUGUGUUUGGAAUUGGUCCUCUUUUCUUCUGGUAUUAUGUUUUUAAAACUGAUAGGGACAGGAAAGAAAGACUUAUUCAAGAAGGAAAAUGGGAAAGACCACUGAGCAUUACUUACUAAGUCUGAAAAAAUAUGAUUGCUAUGUAUUUAAAUCACUGUAUUGCACAUCUUGAAAAAGAUGAAUUCUUGCUUAAAUAAAUUUUAUGAUACUCAUUAAACAGUCUUUUUCUU